This is a messenger RNA of Suillus discolor, 1024 nucleotides long. RefSeq lists its product as uncharacterized. The record is from RefSeq and is a predicted model, not a curated record. The coding region runs from base 1 to 996 and encodes 331 amino acids. The transcript is spliced from 11 exons. Lineage: Eukaryota; Fungi; Basidiomycota; Agaricomycetes; Boletales; Suillaceae.
AUGGGUGAAACUGAAGUAAAGUACCUAAAGGGCGCCCGCCGCCAGAGCACUAGUGUCGGUGUGGAAAGCGUUCAUGAAUUGCAAGUUGUUGGUACAUCAAUGGAAGCGAGACUUUUACAAGGCAGCAUUCCAAAGGAUAACAAUAAAUGGGUAGCAUUCAAGACUGUCAGAGAUCAUGUGACGCUCGAGGGCAGUGGAGGCGGGGGCAUCAUGUUCAGACUACUGAGAGUAGACGAGGAUGGUUGGGAAGAAUCAAAACUGCUGCUCAGAGCCACAGGAGUAAAAUUAACUGGCGUCGAUAGUGCGAAUGCUGGUAAAUUAGAUUCGGAUGAUGGAUUUCCUGAAAGAAGUGUAGUCGGCGCCUGUCGUAGCUACAGGAGGGAUGCGAGUGACCAGAGGCUGCAGUUGCGGAUUCAAUCUACAAGGACAAACAGGUUGGACGGCAUCGAUAAACUGAGCUGUGCUUGCUGCAGUGCUUGCAAGGAACUGGUGCAAGCUUUGUCAAACAAAGCACCUAGUGGCAAGCAUGUAGCGAUGAACAUCAUAACGAAGUCUGGAGGACAGGAUCAGCACUUGAGCAACUUGCAUAAUGCGAAGCUGUGCAUAGUGCUUGUAUUGGUGGCUCAUCAUAUCAUCCGUGGCCCUUGUACCUCCAAAGAGGGCCUCAAAUACCAAGCUCAAUAUUAUCAUCAAGAAGAUGGAUCCAGCAUCGUCUACUCGCAUGGACUGAAAUAUCCUUCUAGCAUGCUUUUUCUGUCCAAUCAGAGAUUUUCAGAGGACACCGACAAAGCAUUCAGUGCGAAGGUUAACUUGACCGCAUUCAGACUUCUCACAUGUCUAUGGGCCGGAGACCCACCAGGUCAAGACUACGACAAUGACCAGACGUGUUUGGUGGCUACUUGUUGGAGUGGUGUCCAUUCUCGAUUACCCACAUUCGCAUACAUAAGCUCAGAACAAUACACUCAAUUGUACCUCACUGCUUUGUACUACCAUUAAUUUAAUGCAUCACAUUGUUAUAUCUGAA